Molecule: messenger RNA, 522 nt
Organism: Bemisia tabaci
Lineage: Eukaryota; Metazoa; Arthropoda; Insecta; Hemiptera; Aleyrodidae
Gene: SIFa
Product: neuropeptide SIFamide
Source: RefSeq, a predicted model, not a curated record
GAGGACGUCACCUCAGCCCUCCAUGUACGUCGGUGUGGUCGGAAAAGUGUGACGCAUUGUCUUCAGAGGUGACCGGUCGUUAUUUUCAGAAUGAAAAGAGGCUCUGGGUUUUACUUCCGAGCAGUGUUGGUCCUCCUCUUCCUAAUGCAUAUCUCGCUGACGAUUGCCAGAAAACCACCGUUGAACGGCAGCAUAUUCGGAAAACGAGUCAGCACCAUUGAGUACGAUGUUGGGAAAACACUAUCGGCUGUUUGUGAGGUGGCAGUGGAAGCAUGUAGUUCUUGGUUUCCAGAGGAGGAAAAUAAAUGAAAGCAUAUUUUAACGCACAAAUUUGCCUGUAUCAUAAUUUACAGAUUUGACUAUGAAAAUUAUUUAUUCAUUACUAAAAUAUGAGUCAUUGUUAUUGUUGUUAGACCCUGAACACUCGAGGGAAAUUCAACUCAAAAGUUGUACUCGAAUGAUCACAAUAUGUAAACCAUUUCAGAUUUAAGUAUACCAGUUGCAUUUUUUGGUGCUAUUUCA